AUGGAAAUCACAAGUUCUCUUGGAUGGAAGCACGAUUUAACAUUGCUUGGAGCAAAAGCAGCGGCGACGGAAUCCUCUGCAGUUUCCACUGAACUAGAAGAUAAUGCACUGUCGGUGAGAAUUACAAGUGAUGUGGCUCGUGAAAUGACAAGAGCAAGCUUGCCUAGAGUCUCUACAUUUGUCUUUGCUGCCACGAUAACUUAG
Molecule: messenger RNA, 204 nt
Organism: Dovyalis caffra
Lineage: Eukaryota; Viridiplantae; Streptophyta; Magnoliopsida; Malpighiales; Salicaceae
Source: the annotation of a GenBank genome assembly